This is a messenger RNA of Theileria annulata, 900 nucleotides long. Its product is annotated as replication factor, putative. NCBI's taxonomy places the organism in Eukaryota, Apicomplexa, Aconoidasida, Piroplasmida, Theileriidae. The record is from RefSeq and is a predicted model, not a curated record. Gene Ontology annotation, cellular component: DNA replication factor C complex; nucleus. The transcript has 8 exons. Bases 1 to 900 code for a protein of 299 amino acids. Gene Ontology annotation, biological process: DNA-templated DNA replication; DNA repair. Gene Ontology annotation, molecular function: DNA clamp loader activity; ATP binding; DNA binding.
AUGGAUGCGAAAAUAGAUAUAUGGAUAGAAAAAUAUAGACCAAGCACUCUGGAGGAGAUAAUCGGUAAUCCAGAAAUCACUAAGAGGUUACAAUUCAUAGCCAAAGAGGGAAAUAUGCCAAACCUACUCCUUUGUGGACCCCCUGGAACUGGAAAAACUACGUCAGUUUUGUGUUUGGCAAGAGAAAUGCUUGGAUCACACUUCAAAAGCGCAGUUGUGGAACUUAACGCAAGUGAUGACAGAGGAGUUGAUGUGGUUAGGGAGAAUAUAAAGAACUUUGCGAAGAAAUCUCUCAUACUGCCAGCAAAUAAACACAAAAUUGUCAUUCUCGACGAAGUAGAUUCCAUGACGGAACCAGCUCAACAGGCGUUGAGGAGAAUAAUGGAGAUAUACUCCAGCACUACAAGAUUUGCACUGGCUUGUAACCAGUCGAACAAGAUAAUUGAACCAAUUCAAAGCCGUUGCGCAGUGAUUCGAUACUCAAAACUUAAAGAUGAGCAGAUAUUGAAGAGAUUGGUUACUAUCUGUGAUUUGGAGAAUUUAACUUAUACCGAUGAAGGAAUGGAAGCACUAUUAUUCUCAGCAGAUGGCGAUUUGAGAAGGGCUGUUAACAAUUUACAAAUAGUGUCUGCAGGGUUUAAAAUAGUGACGAAGGAUAAUGUUUUUAAGGUUUGUGAUAUACCCUCCCCAGAUUUAAUACAAAAAAUGCUCGAGAAUUGUUUGAAUGGUAAUUGGCGCCUGGCUCAUGAGAAAGUGAAUCAAUUAUUAGAACUGGGACAUUCACCAGUGGAUAUAAUAGUGACAAUGAGAAGUUUAUUAAAGACCAUGGAUGCUCCAGAACACGUCCUUUUGGAGUACAUUAAGGUAUUUUUAAACAACUUUUCCAGAAGUUGUAUUUAA